AUGAUGUUUGCCGCUGCUGUCCCGCGAGCCCUUCGCCCUGCUUCUGUUACCACGCGCCCUCUCAGCGCCGCUCUGCUGCGCCGUGGCCUGGCCACCGAGUCGAAUGCCCCGACGUCCGCGUACAACAAAGAGAAGGAUGCGGACGGCCUGUACACAGUCACGCUUUUCUCGGGUGACGGUAUCGGUCCGGAGGUGUCGGGCGCCGUCAAGUCUAUCUACGAGGCCGCGAAGGUGCCCAUCCGCUGGGAGGAGGCGGACGUGACUCCCUCGAUCAACAGUUACGGCAAGCAGGUGAUCCCCGACGAGACGAUUGCGUCGGUGCGCCGGAACACGGUGGCGCUCAAGGGCCCGCUUGCGACGCCCAUCGGCAAGGGCCACGUGUCGCUCAACCUGACUCUGCGCCGCACCUUUAACCUGUUUGCGAAUGUGCGUCCCUGUGUCUCGAUCCAGGGCUUCAAGACGCCCUACGACAAUGUGAACACGGUGCUGAUCCGUGAGAACACCGAGGGCGAGUACUCGGGUAUCGAGCACGAGGUCGUCGACGGUGUCGUGCAGAGCAUCAAGCUCAUCACCUACGAGGCGUCGGAGCGUGUGGCGCGCUACGCCUUUUACCACGCCCAGCAGAACGGCCGCUCGCGCGUCACGGCCGUGCACAAGGCGCCCAUCAUGAAGAUGUCGGACGGCAUGUUCCUCACUGCGUGCCGCAACGUCGCGAAGGAGUACCCUGACAUUGAGUACGACGAGGACUUGCUCGACCGUGCAUGCCUGCACAUUGUCCGCGACCCGACGCCGUACUCGGACCGCGUCAUGGUCAUGCCCAACCUGUACGGUGACAUUCUCUCGGACAUGUGCGCGGGUCUCAUUGGCGGUCUCGGUCUGACGCCCUCGGGCAACAUUGGCCGCGAUGCGUCGAUCUUCGAGGCCGUCCACGGCUCGGCCCCCGAUAUUGCCGGCAAGGACAAGGCGAACCCGACCGCGCUGCUUCUCUCGUCGAUCAUGAUGCUCCGCCACAUGCACCUGUUCGAGCACGCCGACCGGAUCGAGCGCGCCAUCUUUGACACGAUCGCCGCUGGCGAGCGCACUGGCGACCUCGGCGGCAAGCUCGGCACGCGUGCCUUUACCGAGCGCAUCAUCUCGCGCCUCUAA
Malassezia sympodialis ATCC 42132 is the source of this 1146-nucleotide messenger RNA. It is a transcript of the gene IDH2, whose product is annotated as isocitrate dehydrogenase (NAD(+)) IDH2. The record is from RefSeq and is a predicted model, not a curated record. Gene Ontology annotation, cellular component: mitochondrion. Gene Ontology annotation, biological process: tricarboxylic acid cycle; isocitrate metabolic process. Lineage: Eukaryota; Fungi; Basidiomycota; Malasseziomycetes; Malasseziales; Malasseziaceae. Gene Ontology annotation, molecular function: NAD binding; isocitrate dehydrogenase (NAD+) activity; magnesium ion binding.